AUGGAAAAUCGGCGGUCGAUAAGAAGAUCGGGAAACGAAUCGGGACUUGACUCCCCGAUUCGAAUUCGAAUGGAAAGAUGGAGAAAUCCACGUGGACGUCAUACCCACGUGGAUAUCGAUUGGAAAUUCAUAUGGGAAUUGGCACCCCAAAUGAAAAAUCGCUGGUCGAUAAGAAGAUCGGGAAAUGAAUCGGGACUUGACUCCCCGAUUCGAAUUCGAAUGGAAAGAUGA
Molecule: messenger RNA, 231 nt
Organism: Caenorhabditis angaria
Lineage: Eukaryota; Metazoa; Nematoda; Chromadorea; Rhabditida; Rhabditidae
Source: the annotation of a GenBank genome assembly